Molecule: messenger RNA, 726 nt
Organism: Manis pentadactyla (Chinese pangolin)
Lineage: Eukaryota; Metazoa; Chordata; Mammalia; Pholidota; Manidae
Gene: AANAT
Product: aralkylamine N-acetyltransferase
Exons: 5
Biological process (GO): melatonin biosynthetic process; circadian rhythm; response to light stimulus
Cellular component (GO): cytoplasm
Molecular function (GO): aralkylamine N-acetyltransferase activity
Source: RefSeq, a predicted model, not a curated record
AUGGCCAACCUGGCAGACAAGAUGGGGGUUAUGAAGGGACAGGAGGAGCAUCCUAUGGGCCACCCGCAGGCCUCCUUCGCUUUGGUAGACCCUGACUUGAGGACACUGUCUGGUGAGCAGGAGAACCGUGAGGACGUGAACCAGCCCCCUGGAAAAUCCACUGGGCCCAAUGGCCCUGCUGUUACACCUGUGGCCCUGUGCCUGCCACCUGGGCCCCCAGAGUCCCCAAGCCGUCAGCGGUGCCACACGCUUCCCGCCAGUGAGUUUCGCUGCCUCACCCCAGAGGAUGCCACAGUGUCCUUCACUUCCAUCUCGGGCAUUUGCCCCCUGGAUCCGGACGAGAUCUGACACUUCCUGACCUUGUGUCUGGAGCUGUCCCUGGGCUGGUCUGAGGAGGGCCGCCUGGCCGCCUUAAUCAUUGGCUUCCAUUGGGAUGAGGAGAGACCCAGUCUGGCGAGGACAGCCCAUCCUAGUGUGCUGGCUGUGGACCACACAUCCCGGCAGCAGGGCAAGGGCUCCAUCCUGCUGCGGUGCUACCCGCACCAUCUGAGCAGCCAGCCAGCUCUGGGCCGGGCUGUGCUCAUGUGGGAGGAUACCCUUGUGCCCUUCUACCAGAGGUUCGGCUUCCGUCCUGUGGGCCCAUGUGCCGCCACUGUAGGCCUGCUCAGCUUCAGAGCUCUAGGGCUCCCAGCAGAGCUGUGCCUCCCAGCACACAGCGGCUGCUGA